UCCAGCCUGUUUGACGUUACGCCGCUUCUUUCAUUUCCAGCUUUGUAGAUCUCCAUUUUCUUUAGGCCGUCUUACAGGAGAAAGGGGAUUAAACUCGUGAAAAAAAUGAAUGAAGAAUACGACGUUAUUGUUUUGGGAACUGGACUCACGGAAUGCAUCCUGUCGGGGAUCAUGUCUGUGAAGGGGAAGAAGGUCUUGCAUAUGGACAGGAACUCCUACUAUGGAGGAGACAGCGCCUCCAUCACCCCUCUGGAUGAUUUGUACAAGCGCUUCAGCCUACCCGGCAGCCCUCCUGAGUCAAUGGGGAAGCCCCGUGACUGGAACGUGGAUCUCAUCCCCAAGUUCCUCAUGGCCAAUGGUCAGCUGGUGCGUAUGCUGCUUAUCACACAAGUAACCCGUUACCUGGACUUCAAAGUGAUAGAGGGAAGCUUUGUCUACAAGAAAGGUGGCAUCUACAAAGUGCCCUCCACCGAGACUGAGGCGCUGGCUUCUAGCCUUAUGGGGCUUUUCGAGAAGAGGCGGUUUCGGAAGUUUCUGGUCUUUGUGGCCAACUUUGAUGAGAACGACCCCAAGACAAUGGAGGGUGUGGACCCCAACAAGACCUCCAUGCGUGAGGUUUACAAGAAGUUUGACUUGGGGCAGGAUGUCAUAGAUUUCACAGGCCAUGCCAUUGCUCUCUACCGCACAGAUGACUAUCUGGAUCAGCCGUGCAUAGAGACGAUAAACAGGGUUAAGUUGUACAGUGAGUCCUUGGCUCGAUACGGCAAGAGCCCCUACCUUUACCCUCUGUAUGGCCUGGGAGAACUCCCCCAGGGUUUCGCCAGGUUAAGUGCCAUCUUUGGAGGAACCUAUAUGCUGAACAAGUCAGUUGAGGAGAUCAUCAUUGAAAAUGGCAAAGUGGUGGGCGUAAAAUCAGAGGGAGAGAUUGCCCGCUGCAAACAGCUGAUCUGCGACCCCAGCUACGUAAUGGACCGUGCAAAGGUUGUGGGCAAGGUGAUCCGAGCCAUCUGCAUCUUAAGCCAUCCUAUCAAGAGCACCUCGGAUGCCAACUCCUGCCAAAUCAUUAUACCCCAGAAUCAGGUCAACAGGAAGCAUGAUAUCUAUGUGUGUAUGAUCUCGUAUGCACACAAUGUGGCUGCCCAAGGUAAAUACAUAGCCAUUGCUAGCACCACUGUGGAGACUAACGACCCUGAGAAAGAGAUCAAACCAGCGCUGGAUUUGCUGGAGCCUAUUGAACAGAAAUUUGUGAGCAUCAGUGAUCUCUAUGCUCCAACUGACUUAGGAGCUGAGAGUCAGGUUUUCAUCUCUCGCUCAUAUGAUGCUACAACCCACUUCGAGACCACCUGUGAUGACAUCAAAGACAUCUACAAGCGCAUGACUGGCACAGACUUUGACUUUGCCGAGAUGGAGCGCAAGAAAAAUGACAUCUUUGGUGAUGGAGCUGACCAGUAACCUAGCACGACCUAGGCACUGUUGAAUAUCGCAUUCAGAGGAUGGUAAUCUUAAGGAAAAAAGAAAAUAUGAAAAAGAAGAAAAAAGGUAACCAAAGUGGGCUAGCUAAUGAUUUCAAGUAUAAGUUUUUGCCCAUAAAGGAGUUUCAUGUAUACAGUUACAAAUUUAGCAUAUAAGGGGGCGGGGGGAGCGCUGGCAGUGUGCUUGUAUAAUCAGGUUAUGAGACAUAUUGCACUGAUAGUUGGUUGACGAUCUGUAUAUGGUUACCAUCAUGUCAUAGUGUUGUCUCCCUGCUCUGUCAGGGCAGCCAUAUAGUCCAAAGAUGCCAAAUGAUCAGAUGUUUUCAAGUGACAUUAAAGCCACAGCUAAAAGACAUUACUCAACAAGUAUUUUUUUGUAAUUAUGUCCAAAAGCUAAAAGAUGUCAUAAGCAGAAGUGACUGGGGGGAAAUAUAAAAUGGUCUGUUUGACAAGGUUGUAAAAAAAAAAAAAAA
This is a messenger RNA of Electrophorus electricus (electric eel), 1945 nucleotides long. RefSeq names its product GDP dissociation inhibitor 2 (gene gdi2). Gene Ontology annotation, cellular component: cytoplasm. Gene Ontology annotation, molecular function: Rab GDP-dissociation inhibitor activity. Lineage: Eukaryota; Metazoa; Chordata; Actinopteri; Gymnotiformes; Gymnotidae. The record is from RefSeq and is a predicted model, not a curated record. Gene Ontology annotation, biological process: protein transport; vesicle-mediated transport; small GTPase-mediated signal transduction.